AUCCCAAUCAUCCAAAACCCUCCUGUCAAGAUGCCUGUUACCGUUAUCACCUCCUUCGCCCAGUUCAAAGAAAUCAUCAACGGCGACAAGCCUGUUGUCAUUGAUUUCUGGGCCACCUGGUGCGGGCCUUGCAGGAUGAUCUCGCCCGUUUUUGAGAAGCUUUCGAAUGAGCAGGAUUACAGCAAUGUGGCAUUCUACAAGGUCGAUGUCGAUGAGCAGGAGGAAAUCAGCCAGGAAGUCGGCAUAAGAUCGAUGCCGACUUUUGCGGUCUUUUACCAGGGUAACAAGGUUAAUGAGCUUAUUGGGGCCAAUCCUCCUGGUUUGCAGACUCUGAUUCAGGGAGCGGCUGCUCUCUAAAGCUGGAAGAAUAAAUCCCGGGUAUUGUGAUUGUAUAUAAUCUCGAUUAAAAUGAUGAUACCUCGUUUUAACAAUAUCUGCUAUUUCGUCAUAACCUAGUAGUCAAACUAGUAUGUAUGCUUAACAGAUCUUUCAGAUCGAUGAUCUUGGU
Molecule: messenger RNA, 508 nt
Organism: Aspergillus wentii DTO 134E9
Lineage: Eukaryota; Fungi; Ascomycota; Eurotiomycetes; Eurotiales; Aspergillaceae
Product: thioredoxin family protein
Exons: 2
Coding region: 31-357 (108 amino acids)
Molecular function (GO): protein-disulfide reductase activity
Source: RefSeq, a predicted model, not a curated record